Messenger RNA from Erythranthe guttata (spotted monkey flower), 3226 nucleotides. RefSeq names its product holliday junction resolvase. The record is from RefSeq and is a predicted model, not a curated record. Lineage: Eukaryota; Viridiplantae; Streptophyta; Magnoliopsida; Lamiales; Phrymaceae.
UUUAUGAAUUGGCGGGAAAGGAAAAUGAAAGAGAGAGAAACAGUGUUGUAGAGAGAGAAAGUGCUCGAAAUAGGGGGAAACAGAAAUGAAGAGCUCGAGCUCGGGGAGAAGAUUGCAGACCUUACUGGAAGAGAUCAAGUCUUCCGAGGUUGUUGAGAAUCGUGUACAACUGAUAAAGGAAUUGGAGGAAUUAGAUAUAAACGAGAAGUCUGAAGUGAAAUCUCUUGUUGAAUCAUUAACAACAUUCUGGGAAAACUUUACUUGUUUGGAUAUAUCUCAGUGCACAUUGAAUAAAACUAUUUUAGAUGUGGCUGCAAAACACUUGGAUUCAGACAUAUCAGGAUGUCUAGUACAAUUUCUUGUACUAGGAACACAAGCAAACAUAUGGUGCAGAAAGCAUCUUCAAAUGACACUAAUGUCAAUUGAGGAUUCUCCGGAAGAAGAGCAUUCUAGUUUCUUUUAUCAGUUGGUUCUGGAUUUGCUCAGCUACUCUGCUGCCAGUUAUUCAGCUUUAGCAAGAUACCCUGUUCCCGCAAAUAAGGAAUUGGUGGUCAGCCUAGAGAAUUUUAUUUCAGAACAGUUCAACCUGAUGAAAGAUUUGGUCUCCGAGAUAAAGAGGGUUCACGUGAUAGGUUCGCAGUUGUUAAAGGGAGCCCAGGUUGCUGUUGAUGCCGUGACUAGAUUGUGCAAGGUAUAUGCGGAAGCUGAAGAUAAAAACAUAACUGAUUCGAAAGAGACUGAAAUUGGCGACCAUGUCAUCCACGUAAUCAAUUGUACGGUAGAAAACUUAUGUGAAUUGGGAACAGUUGCUGCUACUGAUGGUGGCAGUCUCGUAAGUCUACUGAAUAUGUCGUGGAAAGGUGUUGUUUCAUUGCUUCACUUAGGCAAGGGUGCGUUAGCAUCAAAGGUGAACGUAAAAGGUGUUAUUACGAACCUAAUUUCACUGGCCACAGAGUCAUUAAGAUGUGCUGCUCAAACAUGGUCGUCUUCGAUGACUGAAAAUGUGUCUGAAGCAGAAGCCAAAAGGAUUUUCCUUCCAGUUAAGUUUUAUCUGAUCACUGCUGUAAGAAUUAUAUCUCACUACCAAACCCAAGCCCUUUUCGUGUACAAAGAGAUAGCACUUUGUGCUGUCAUGAUAGUAGCCUUCCGAAUCUCACUCUUUACGAUGGAACAUUUGAAAUGUGCUAGUGAAGUCUCGGCGGAUGUUCUGGAGCCGACAUGCUUGCACUUGCUCAACUCUCUAUUAAAUUCAGCUCAGGUGAGGCAAGAAAACAAGUACCAGAUUUUGGACUGGUUGUUUAACAGUGAAAGUGACAUCAGUUCUGAGUGCAUUAACAGUAGCCACAGUUCAUUAGAUUCGAUAUUUUCAGUAAGCCCCGAUGCUAUCAAUAAGGACAAGACCCUCUCCCUUGGUAGAGUUGUCUUAUUUAUUAGUCUUCUGGCAUCUGCUCCCGAUCUAGAUGCUGAUGUCAGACUUGGUAUUGCUAGAAAGCUUGGAUGGCUUUUGGACAUACUCGUGGACGAAGAUGUAUAUUGUUCUAUUCUUGUUUUGCAGAAUCCUACACUACCUGGUUCUAGCGAAAACCAGAAAUUAACUUACCAACCGAUGUUUGAAAACCAGAAAUUAACUUACCAACCCAUGUUUUCUGCUGUACUUCAUGCACUGAAGACGUUCGUUAUUGUGGUCGCUUCGAGUCUUGCAUGGAAUGAAGUAGAAUUAUUCUUGAUGGAGAACAUUUUCCACCCUCACUUCCUUUGCUGGGAAAUCGUCACUGAACUAUGGUGUUUUAUUCUAAGACAUGCCGAGCCCGAUAUGGUAAAUGAUAUUGUCGAUAAACUCUGCGCAGUAUUGAUGCUAUCAUCUCAAGAAUCAGUUCUAAUUCCUGAGAGUGCUCUUCGUAAAACUGCAAGAAUUAUCUGUAUUCUUGUAACACAUGGGCCGGAAUUCACGGUUGAUCGAGUUUACACUUCUAUAUUCGAAAGUAGCAGAUCCCAGAAUGCAUUAAACGUGCAUGUAGCACUACUCAUGGAAGGCUUUCCCCUAAAUUCUCUUUCGGAAAAGAAACGAAGUAUUGCUAAGCAACGAAUCGUAACUCAAUAUUAUCAUUUCCUGGAGAGCUUUGAUGACGUGUCACCUGGAGAAAGCGGUUCUGAUGUUUAUGGUGCUCCCGUCUUUGCUCUCUGUGCCGCAUUGCAGUCUCACCAGGUCAGCCUAUCAGAUACUGACAUGAAGACAUUGAAGUUCCUAGUUACUAUCAUUCACAAGUACAGAACCUCCUCAGACAACACAACCAAAGAUAAUCUCCGAAGGCUUCUCAGCGAAUUGCUAGGCAUCAUUUCCAACAUGAAGCACUUGUACUCAUUCGAUGAAAUGGAAGAAGUUAUUUUGGAGCUUCAACACCUUUUUAUCUCGAAACCAGCACCAUCAGACAAUCAACUGUUUCUGUGCAAACCCAACCUAGCUAAUUUCAUGGCUGGUCUAGGUCACGUGGAAUUGUCUGACAGUGACGACAGCCCCAGAAGUAUAGCUGCAUGGGAGUUGUACCACAUGCUACUAAAGGAGCGCCAUUGGGCUUUCACUCACCUAGCUGUCACCGCCUUUGGAUACUUCGCUGCCCGUACUUCGUGUAAUCAGCUGUGGAGAUUCGUACCGCAAGAUGCUGCACUCUCGUACGAUUUGGACUUAGCAGAUUCACCGCAUGAAGAUCGAUUUAUGUCGGAGCUGAAAUUGGUUUUGGAGAAAGAAACUGCAUGCCCGACUAUACAAGCUAGCCCCAUGUUCGUUAAAGAAGGUUUAGUGUUGAAAGAUAUUGUUAGAAGCUAUUUGAAAAAACGUGAUUUGGGGGAUAAAUUAUUCGAUGUGAUGGAUAUUGACGAGGAUGAAAAACCGAAUAAUAGUAAGAAGAGGAAAUUUCCGGAUGGAAUUUGCAGAGGAGUGGAGUUGCUGCAGAGUGGUUUGAAAAUUAUGGGUGAUGGUCUUUCUCAGUGGCAUCAGAAUCGAGACGAGUCGAUGGAAGUUCAUGAAAAGUUUUUGAACCAUUUUUCUCGGCUCGAAGAUGUAAUUGCUCACUUGGUUAGCUUAGCAGACAGUAGGUAAUCGAGUUGCUGCUCAGAGUCUGUAUAUAUUGGAGGAGUUUUAGGCAGGUACCCUUCACUUUCUUGCUUUUUAAUUUUUCAAUGUUAAUCGUUAUUCGAAUUCCUAAAUUCAUGUUGAUUUUUGGUGUCA